Belonocnema kinseyi is the source of this 1402-nucleotide messenger RNA. RefSeq lists its product as uncharacterized. Bases 644 to 1402 code for a protein of 252 amino acids. The transcript is spliced from 6 exons. NCBI's taxonomy places the organism in Eukaryota, Metazoa, Arthropoda, Insecta, Hymenoptera, Cynipidae. The record is from RefSeq and is a predicted model, not a curated record.
CUGUCAUUUUCCAGAUUUUCGGUCUUACAAAAUUCCCGGUCAUUACCCGGUUUCUGGAGUUUGAAGUUAAUAAAACACAUUUUUACUGUUAAUUAAUAAAAAUAAGCCAUGAUUGGUUUUAGUGAUUAACCAUCUAUUUCGACUAGAAAUGAAUUUGACAUUUUUUCAAAGAAGGACUCUUGAAAAAAUUUGUUUAGGCUUGCGUGAAACCUAGGAGUUUUCCUGAAGAUGUAUCCAACACAGUUACUUGUCCUUAUAAUAUACUUUUAAUAAAAAUUUGUAUAAAACGACAACAAGUAAGGUGGCACAAUUUCUUUACAAGCGAGUAGAAUUACGAGUAGAACGAAGAAAUAUCAAAUUUUAAGAAUUUUUGUACAAACAAGAAGUAUGCAGUUUAAGAUUAUUGAAUAUGAUUCGUGAUUUUUUUAAAAGGAAAAUUGCAGCAGUAGUUCGGAAAGCUCCCAUAAUUCGUCCAAAAAGAAAAACGAUAAGCCUAAUAAUUUUGAGGACUCAUCAGACUGGUCCUCGUCCGAUUCUUGCGAGGAUUAUAUUGAAGAUACGACUAAAGGAGAUGAAGGUAGAAUAAAAAAUGAUUUGCAACGCAUUAAAACCGCAGUUCGAGGCAGAAUGAAUCGAUUGCAACAUGUCCGUCCAAGCUCUGAAUACUGAAUGUACUUCACAGAGCAUGGGAGUAGAUGUAAAUUCAGACGAAUGUGAGGACGUCGAUGCUCCUAUAACGUGGACAUCGAAUUUUAUGAACACCUUGAAGUCCAUUGUUGAAAUGCAUGCUUUUGUAGAGGAAGAUGAUGAGACGCGAAAUGAAACUUGCAGGAAAAUUGAAAAUAUAAACGUGCAGAUAAGAGAAUUGGAUUUAAAGGAAGUUGAAAGAAAUGUUGAAGAAGCGCAAGGUGACUGCGACGAAGAAUUCGAACCAAAUAGAAAUCAGUUUCAGAAAUUGCACGAGUUUCUAAAUAAAGAGGAAAUUUAUACUCCUAUAGAUGUUCCUGUUAAAGUUAACGUAGCCGAACCAUUGUUGAUGCUGAUAAAGUUCGCUUUAGUAAGUUGCAUAGGUUUUUCCACUGUUGCUAGUCUGUUCAUGCUGGUGGUUCCCAUACUGACCAAUACAGGUACACCUUCGAAGGAUCCUCUACAUGAUCCUACGUACAAUCCUAAGUAUUAUGAUCGUACAUCGCAUCCUCAAAGUUUCUGCGUUGGAAGCAAGGUAGCCCUAAAGGUAGAAAUCAGAAACGAUAUGAAAUUUGAUCCUUUCUUUGAAGGACAAUAUGUUAUAGAAGAAUUGAUUGGAGAAGCUAAUGCUCAAAUUAGGGUCGAAAGAACGAAUAAACUCAAAGUCGUUAAUUUAGAUAAGCCUCAAUUAGUGGCUCAUCCUCUUCAAAAAUAA